AUCUGAAGCAACCCAAGAUUCUUCAUAUUUUUAUUUCAUUGGUGUAUUUGAGUGAAACAACUAUUAAUUAAAAAAAAAAAAAAAAAACCUCUGAAUCAGAGUCCAUGUGGAGUGAUCAAUCAUUGAAAUCAAAACAUUACCAGUUUUGUUUUUCACUUUUUCUGAUUUGGGGUUUCUCAAAUUUCUAGGGUUUUUGAAAUUUUUAGGGUUUGUUUGAACAUUGCUUUUUCUGGGUAAAGAGUGUUGUUUGUGUGUGAAUCUUGGGGUUUCUUGAAAGGGUUUGUUUUAUAGGUUGGUUGGUUCGAGUAACAUUGAGUUUUUAGUAGGAAAUGAGAGAUUUCAGAGUGGUGAUACUCUGUUAAAUCUAUGCUCGUUGUUUGUUGUGAUCUGCAGUUGCUGUUAUUUCUUUAUUUUUUUUUUGUUUGGUAGAGUAGAUUUAGCUUGAUUUCUACUUCAUUUUGGAUUUUUGGGUGUAUAAGGAGUGUUCUUUGUGCAUGAAUUUUGAAGUUUCUGUAAAGGGGUUCGUGGUUUUGGUUUGUUCGGUAGCUGAGAAAUGUUCGUUUCUACUGAGAAAGAACAGAUCUCACAGCCUUUGGAGAAUGGGGGGGAGUCAUUUAAGUCAACUUCCCCAGCAGGAUCAUACCCGGAUUCCCUUAAUGGGUUUCCGGCGGGUACUGAAUUGUGCGAUCCGGUUCCUGUUCCUGCCCUCUAUACUGAUGUGACUGUUGUUCCUGAGCAAGAAAAGCAGGAGCUUGAGCAAACAAUUUCGACUCUAGAAGGAGAAAUUGCUGGAUUGAGGUUGCAGCAUCGGUCUUUGGACCGGACGCGAAGAGAAGCACUGAAUAAGAUCUUAGAUAUAAAAGGCAGCAUUAGAGUGUUUUGUCGAGUUAGACCAAUUCUAUUGACAGAUAGGAGAAGAAUUCACCAACCCAUCUCUACUGAAUUGGAGAAGAUAGUGGUUAGAUCGGGGGGAAGUAGGAAAGAGUUCAGUUUUGAUAAGGUGUUCCCACAAGAAGCAAGCCAAGAAGAUGUUUUUGUUGAGGUCGAGCCAAUUCUUAGAUCGGCACUGGAUGGGCACAAUGUAUGUAUAUUAGCUUAUGGUCAAACUGGCACUGGCAAGACAUUUACAAUGGAUGGUACAAAUGAUCAGCUGGGAAUUGCUCCUCGAGCCCUUGUUCAGCUCUUCCAUAAUGCCUCUUUGGAUAAAUCAUCGUCUUAUACCUUUUCAAUGAGCAUGUUGGAGGUUUACAUGGGUAGUCUGAGGGAUUUGCUGGCUCCCAAAUCAUUUUCCAGAGCAUAUGAAACCAUAUCAAGAUGCAAUCUCAACAUUCAAACAGAUCCAAAGGGAUUGGUCGAAAUUGAGGGUCUCUCAGAAGUGCCAAUUUCUGAUUUUACAAAAGCAAGUUGGUGGUAUACCAAGGGGAGACGGGUUAGAUCUACUUCAUGGACUAACGUGAAUGAAGCAUCUAGCAGGUCUCAUUGCUUAACGAGGAUCACCAUUUUUCGGCGUGGGGUUGCUUCGGAAGCUAAAGCAGAAGUAAGCAAACUGUGGAUGGUUGACCUUGGAGGAAGUGAAAGAUUGUUAAAGACAGGUGCCACUGGUCAGACACUAGAUGAAGGAAGGGCUAUAAAUCUCUCUCUUUCAGCUCUUGGUGAUGUCAUUGCAGCCCUGAGAAGGAAGCGAGGUCAUGUCCCCUAUAGAAAUAGCAAGCUAACUCAAAUUCUCAAGGAUUCCCUUGGGGAUGGUUCAAAGAUCUUGAUGCUUGUGCAUGUAAGCCCAUUUGAAGAAGAUGUCGGGGAGACAACCUAUUCCUUGAGCUUUGCAAAGAGAGCAAGAGCAGUGGAGUCCACUAAAGAGCUCCCUGAGGACUUAAAGAAGCAAAAGGAAAAGAGAAUUGCCAAGCUUGAAGAAGAGAUGAGAGAAGCUGAAGAAGAAUGUCAGAAAGUUAGGAAUCAAAUACAAAAGGCUGAGUUCUUGUUAAACGAAAACAAAAGGCUCUUCUCUUCCACAUAUCAGCCUCCUGAAGAUGAAGGAAAGGCCCCUGCAAGCCCUAAGGGAGAUCUUUUACAAGUUUCUAGAGCAUCUCUAACAUUUGAGAAAACGACUAGAAGAAAAUUUUCUAAUUCUAUGCCUCGAUUCAUGAAUUCCACCGUGGCAAGUCGCCAAAGGCUAGGUGCUGCAGAAAAAGAAAUUGAUAGCAGAGCAAACAGUUCAAGAACUGGGACUCGAAGCUCAAUCCAAUUCUCAGGUUCCCAGUCCCUUAGUUAUUCAGAUCUUCGUUUCAAAUCCAUUUUAAGAUCAAAUAAAAAAUCUAGAUACGGGGAAACGAAUACUCCUGCCAUGGAGAGUCCCAAAUGCAGUGAUUUGGAUUCUAAGACAACCUCCAUGCCUCGGAGCAAGAUUGUCACUUCUUCCAAUCCAAACUUGAGAGUUACACUUUCCCGUCACAGAAGAAGGAUGUCUGAUUUUAUCUAGAGGGUAAAUUGCUCCUGGUUAAUGAUAUUUCGCGCUUUCUGUACAAUGUUUUUUUGUCCAUGUUUGAUUAACAGUGGUUUUUAUAUAGGAUGAUUGAUUUUGUGUCAUUGUUCUAAAGGGGUGGUUUUUCUUCUUCUUCUUUUUUUAGGCUUGUUGGGAUCUGUUAAUUAUUUGUUUACAUGAUCCCUUUAACUCUCAUGGUUUGUUUAGGCUUUUUGGGAUCUGUCAAUUGUUCAUUUACAUGAUCCUUGUCUUGUAGCCCACAUAGGGCCUAUAGGUUUGUUGACAUCAUGUUAUUGAAACAUAUAUGAAAAAACAUUGGCUUCCUUUAUUUU
Messenger RNA from Vitis riparia (riverbank grape), 2811 nucleotides. Its product is annotated as kinesin-like protein KIN-14U. Gene Ontology annotation, molecular function: microtubule motor activity; microtubule binding; ATP binding. Gene Ontology annotation, biological process: microtubule-based movement. The record is from RefSeq and is a predicted model, not a curated record. The transcript is spliced from 10 exons. Bases 554 to 2476 code for a protein of 640 amino acids. NCBI's taxonomy places the organism in Eukaryota, Viridiplantae, Streptophyta, Magnoliopsida, Vitales, Vitaceae.